Mixia osmundae IAM 14324 is the source of this 434-nucleotide messenger RNA. RefSeq lists its product as uncharacterized. Gene Ontology annotation, biological process: intra-Golgi vesicle-mediated transport. The transcript is spliced from 4 exons. The record is from RefSeq and is a predicted model, not a curated record. NCBI's taxonomy places the organism in Eukaryota, Fungi, Basidiomycota, Mixiomycetes, Mixiales, Mixiaceae. The coding region runs from base 51 to 365 and encodes 104 amino acids.
AGAGAGCAGACACGGUUUGUUCGAGGUGCCGCUCAGCGCUCGGUCCGGCGAUGAGCUAUAAGCCUGCGAAUGCCGGCGCGAGCGGUGACUAUCUGGAGCAGCAGAACGAUGAACGGCUAGACGAACUACACAACAAGAUCAGAGGGAUUCAUGCUAUUACGAUCGACAUUCACAAUGACUCUCGGCAGCAAAACACGCUGCUGGACAACACUAGCAAUACCUUCGACUCGUUCAAGGCGUCCCUCGGGCAAAGCGUCAACAAGCUGAGUAGAACGAUAGGAGCGACGCAAUCACAGACAAAGACACUACUCUACGUCGUCAUCGCCAUCGUCGCGUUGUUCUUCGUUUGGAGAGUCAUUUUGUGAGUGGUAGGUGCGCCCCGUUGUUGUAUGAUAGUCUUGCAUAAGUCAACAUCAACAUGCUACAAAUGAGUC